Molecule: messenger RNA, 3417 nt
Organism: Microtus oregoni (creeping vole)
Lineage: Eukaryota; Metazoa; Chordata; Mammalia; Rodentia; Cricetidae
Gene: Lpar1
Product: lysophosphatidic acid receptor 1
Exons: 4
Coding region: 239-1333 (364 amino acids)
Biological process (GO): phospholipase C-activating G protein-coupled receptor signaling pathway; neurogenesis
Cellular component (GO): membrane
Molecular function (GO): lysophosphatidic acid receptor activity
Source: RefSeq, a predicted model, not a curated record
GCGCGCGUGUGUGAGGCCGCCUGCAGGAGGCGAGGCUGCCCUGGCCUCCCGCACCAGCCGGUGGAAGCCAGCCGGGGAGGGAAGUCGCCUCAGUGGCCCGGCGGCCCUCCUGCCCUUUGGCCAGGCUUACAAUUCCUCCUAGCAUGACCCAGAUCUGAUCAGUCAACGCAAGCAUUGUUUCCUGUGCCCGGCUCUGCAGUGCUGGGGCCUCCUCAUUGCCCCAAACUAAGGCACUGUCAUGGCGGCUGCCUCUACUUCCGUCCCUGUAAUUUCACAGCCCCAGUUCACAGCCAUGAAUGAACCACAGUGCUUCUACAACGAGUCUAUCGCCUUCUUUUAUAACCGGAGUGGGAAAUAUCUUGCUACAGAAUGGAACACAGUGAGCAAGCUGGUAAUGGGACUGGGGAUCACUGUCUGCGUGUUCAUCAUGCUGGCCAACCUACUGGUCAUGGUGGCAAUCUAUGUCAACCGUCGCUUCCAUUUCCCUAUUUAUUACUUGAUGGCCAACCUGGCUGCUGCAGACUUCUUUGCUGGAUUGGCCUACUUCUACCUGAUGUUCAACACGGGACCCAAUACGCGGAGACUGACUGUUAGCACCUGGCUCCUCCGGCAGGGCCUCAUCGACACCAGCCUGACGGCCUCUGUGGCCAACCUGCUGGCUAUUGCCAUCGAGAGGCACAUCACAGUUUUCCGCAUGCAGCUCCACACACGGAUGAGCAACAGGCGUGUGGUGGUGGUGAUUGUGGUCAUCUGGACGAUGGCCAUUGUGAUGGGUGCCAUACCCAGUGUGGGCUGGAACUGUAUCUGUGAUAUUGAUCAUUGUUCCAACAUGGCACCCCUCUACAGUGACUCCUACUUAGUCUUCUGGGCCAUUUUCAACCUGGUAACCUUCGUGGUCAUGGUGGUUCUCUAUGCGCACAUCUUUGGCUAUGUUCGCCAGAGGACUAUGAGAAUGUCUCGGCAUAGUUCUGGACCCAGGAGGAAUCGGGACACCAUGAUGAGCCUUCUGAAGACUGUGGUCAUUGUGCUUGGUGCCUUUAUUGUCUGCUGGACUCCGGGACUGGUCUUGUUACUGCUGGACGUGUGUUGCCCGCAGUGCGACGUCCUGGCCUAUGAGAAGUUCUUCCUCCUCCUCGCCGAGUUCAACUCUGCCAUGAACCCCAUCAUCUACUCGUACCGCGACAAAGAGAUGAGUGCCACCUUCAGGCAGAUCCUGUGUUGCCAGCGCAAUGAGAAUCCCAAUGGCCCCACAGAAGGCUCUGACCGCUCAGCCUCCUCCCUCAACCACACCAUUCUGGCUGGAGUUCACAGCAAUGACCACUCUGUGGUUUAGAAGGAAGCUAGCCAACCUCUGUGAAGCUGUGAACCCCCACCCCCACCCCAUUGCCAGGGCAAGGUGGGGAGCCAGAGGACAGGAAGACACUCCCAUACUUAAACACUAACCAACGGCAGUAUUUGUCCAGAGACCCAAGAGACUUGACAUAGCCUGAAGAUGAACCUAUGUGGCAGCCCCAUCUUCUCCUUUGGAAAAUAGAAAGUGUUUGUCUGGCAGUGGAAUUCAGAAAUGGACUCUGGGGUGCCAUGUAGCCUUCACUAACUAGACUUAAAAGAUUUUAUGUGGUUUGGCCUAACAGAAAAAAAAAAUCUGCUAAAUCAAGUUGCACAACUUCAUACAGGCUUCCCCUUUAAAAUAUAAAACAAAGCAAAACAAAAAAAGUCUGGAGGAUAGAUUUCAUCUAAUAAGUGUGUUUAUUCCUGUCAGCAUGUUUGUGAUGGAAAAGACUGUUAAAUUGACAUAGGAGAAUUUUUUUUCCACUAUGGAGGAAAACUGUACAUUGGAAUGAUUUUUGUGUUUGUUUAGGAAGCAAGCAUGUGGCGUGUGUAUACAGUAUGUUUUCUUUAAAUAUAAAAGGAUACUAUUUUAAAUCUCCUAGGGGAUAGAACAAUCUAGUAAAACUCAGUAUUCGGUUAGGCUAGGGAAGAGACAGUAACAUCCCCACCAGUGUACCUAACAAUGAAGGUAUUGGAGCACACAUGCAAAGCAGGGACUGUGUGUUUUCCACCCAAAGAGCGUGUGCUCUAAAACCAGGAGAAGAUGAAGUGCACUAGCGUUGUCCCUGCAUAGUUAAGAUCCCCACGUGCAUUCUUAGAGCCAGGACAGUCGUGGAAUUUUUUUUCUAAAGCCUGUGGUUUUCCAAGUUAUAAAAUAACGCAUACUUACUAUAGAAAACUUGAAAAUUGCAGAACUGUGUGAAAAAGAAUAAAAAAGAAAGAUUGUUGAUAGUAUAACCUGGAAGUAACCGUCUUUACCAACUCUUGCAUGUAUGCCUACAGACAUAUAUUAUAUACUUUUGAUAUAAUUGGGAUGAUAUUGUAAAAUGUUUUGUAACUUUUUCUUUUAGAAUUGCCAGGUUUUCCUAUGGCAUUAAUUUUUUUUUUUUACAAAAACAGUGUUAGUGGCUAUAUAAUAUUCCAUUUAAUGGAUGCAGCUCAGUUUAUUUAACCAUUCCUGUAUUGUUGACUAGGUUUUUUUUUAAUUUUUAUUGUUAUAAUAUUGGAAGAAUCUUGUGUACAUAAAUCUUUGCCAGUAUCAUUGAUUAUUUACUUAGGAACUGUUCCCAUGAAGGACCUACUUUUUAGAAUGUGAAUUGUCCUCAUGUGCUUUCAGUCUAGAAAAGGGACAUUCUACUUCCAAACUGCAGAGAUGGCAGUGCUAAAUGCCCCCCAAAUUACCUUUUUACACAAGAAACACAGUGGUUGCUCUAGUCGAGAAUGACUUCUUAACAAGAAGUUUCCCAAUAACCAAUAUGCCCUAAUGUAACUAGCAAUUUCAGUUUCGUUUUUUGAGGAAAUGGUGAUUCCCAUUCUUGGCAGCCAAGGCUGUCAUGUAGCAUUGAAGAAAACAAAAAGAAAUCAAACGUUAGAAGUGAGUCCAGCAUUGCUGUAUCAAGUAGCCUGGGUGGGCUAUGUUGGCAACUGGCUGCUGUGUGGUCUCUACAAUCGCCCAGUAGAUGCUUGUGUGCAGAGAGGCCUGGUACAUUGUCUGAGUGAAUAGUGGUUCUGCUGGUGCACUAUAAGAAGCAACAAGGAAGAAAUACAGCCCUGAAGCAGGUGUGGAAAGGUCAGGAGGAUGUUUGAGAGAAAGAAGUCCUGGAGAGAAUGGCAUUCUAGGGAGGAGGAAGAUGGAGGGUGGACUUCGUCUGCACAGAGGGAAGGCACAUAAAGUGCGCUUGUUUGUUUGUUUUACGUAGGUGGAGAGCCAGUUAGCAGGAAAAAGAUUUGUUCAGUGUUUACACAAUGUGCAGACAAUUUAUACUGAAAAUGAGUGAAAUGAAUUUGGAGUUUUAUUGAUGGGGUGAUAAGGGCUAUUUGAAUUGAAAAGCAUACUAAUUGGACCUUAAUAAAUCAUUCUCAAUC